This is a messenger RNA of Dreissena polymorpha, 5446 nucleotides long. Its product is annotated as calmodulin-lysine N-methyltransferase-like. Bases 106 to 1041 code for a protein of 311 amino acids. Gene Ontology annotation, cellular component: cytoplasm. The transcript is spliced from 11 exons. Gene Ontology annotation, molecular function: calmodulin-lysine N-methyltransferase activity. Lineage: Eukaryota; Metazoa; Mollusca; Bivalvia; Myida; Dreissenidae. The record is from RefSeq and is a predicted model, not a curated record.
UUCCCGAACAACAACAACAACAACACAAAUAGAUACAACAACAACAACAAAAACAACAGUCAGUCAAAUCGUAUCUUCAGUAUUUCGUUUCGUCCUUUUGUGUAGAUGAAUGGACCGACGGAUAGCAGUGGAAGUGGAGGAAGUUUGCAAUCCAGACGAAUUGCUUUAAAGAGAUGGAACAUUCUCAGAGAGGUGUUGUUAAACGGCAAGUUCAAUCACAUCAGCAAUGACACUGUGUCAGUCCGCCGAUUUAAAUCCUUUGGACUUCUGCUGACAGAAAAAUUACCAAACAAGGGGGAGAUCAUCUCAGAAGGACAAUGGUUCAUUUAUAGAUCAGACAAAUGGCCAGAAUUUUACAUGCACAUAAGGCACCUCUCAGACCAUGUGAGUCCUGCAAGUCUGUGUGGAUUCAACAACACUGGCAAUGUUUGUGUGUGGCCGUCAGAAGAAGUCCUCACAUAUUACUGUCUUCAGCAUCUUGACAUGUUCAAAGAGGCGUCAGUAAUAGAGCUGGGUGGUGGAAUGACCUGCCUGGCAGGUGUUGCAUUGGGAAUUCAGUCAAAUGCAGUACAUGUGGAACUUACAGACGGCAACGAAGCCUCAGUAGCCAAUUUGGAAAUGAUUAUUAAAAGAAAUUCUCCCAGAUGUAAAGCUUCACUGACUACCAGGGUUUUACGGUGGGGUUCAGAGCCACUGGACCCAUCCCUGGUUGGGAAAUUUGACAUUGUCCUCUGUGCGGACUGUUUGUUUUUUGGAGAGGGAAGAAGUGACUUGGUGAAAACUAUUGACGAAUUAUUGAAGCCAGAGGGGAGAGCAAUCCUGCUUGCCCCAAAGAGAGGUAACUCAUUCGACCAGUUUGCUCACCUGGCUCAAAGCAUGUUCCAGGUAGAUAUAGAGCAGCAGUAUGAUGAUGCUGUGUGGGGCAUGCAUUUAAAGAUGACAGAGAAAGGUAUAGAGCAUUAUGAUGCGGACAUACACUACCCCUGGCUCAUGAAGCUGAUAAAGUUACCAGGGACACGAGAAAGCAGCUCCGAGAGAUAGCUAUGCCCAUAUGAGAAUUUUCAUGUAAAAAGGAAACUUAAUGCAUGUGUGUAAUGUGUCAUCCAAGAUUAGCCUGUGCAGUCCAAACAGGCUAAUCAGGGAUGACACUUUCUGCCUAAACUGCAUGUUCCAUAUGAAGAGACUUCAUUUUAAUGAAACAUGCCAUAAAAGCAGAAAGUGUUUUCCAUGAUUAGCCGGUGCAGAAUGCACAGGCUAAUCUGGGACGACUUUUUAAACACAUGCAUUAAGCCGAGAUUUUCCCAGAGCCAACAUACACUACGCCUGGCCCAUGAAGCUGAUGAUGUUACCGGGCACUCGAAAAAACAGCUCUCAUAGAUGGCUAUUUCGAGUAUUGUACUUGUAUCCAUGACAUGAUAUGAACCUUGCACUGGAAAAUGGGGUCUUAAUGCAUAUGCGUUAAGUGUCAUCCCAUAUUUGCCUGUGCAGACUGCACAGGCUAAUCAGUGCCAACACUUUUUACCUAGAGUUGUUAUUUUGUUUAGAAGAGGAUUCCUUUAAAAAAAAUCCAUAAAAGCGGAAAGUUGUCCCUUAUUAGUCUGUGCGAAUGGCAUGGGGCUAAUCUAGGACGACACUUUAAAUACAUGAAAACAUGCAUUAAGCCAAGUUUUCCUGUGUAAGGUUUAUGUAAUUUCUUGUAAGCCAAAUUGUCUUAUCAGCAUUUGUGCUAAGUUGACAGAAAGGCACUUCUAGCUUUCCUGAGACGAUGUUGCGAUAUUGUCAUUUUCAUGUACAUUUUCAUUCUUAUUUAUUAUCCUCGUAUUCUGUUGUUCAAAUGCAAGAUGUGAAAACACCAGGUCCUUAGUUUGUAAGUUUUACUGUUAGCUAAGGUUAUUUUUAAUAGUUAUUUAGUUUUUUCAUGUCAAAAAUGUUACGUCUUAUACCCAUAAUUGGGAAAAAUAGGCCUUCUUACAUGUGUUUAAAGUCCCAGAAGCCUGUGCUGUCUCCACAGGCUAAUCAGAGACAAAACUUUCCAAACCAACUGGAUUUUCUUUUAGAGGAGACUCUCUUCAAACAAAACAUCCAUGAAAUCUGAAAGUUUUUACCCUGAUUAGCCUCUUGGUACUUCACAGGCUAAUCUGAGACAACACUUUACACAUAUGCAUUAAACCCCGUUUUCCCAGGGCAUGGCUUAAUUUUGUUAUGUCAACAUGUGACAUAGAAAAAUAUGUUCAAAUUGUUUCAAUCUUGCCUGCCUCACAUGAUUUAUUAACAUAUCUUUUAAUUGCAUUUUUAAGCCUGAUAUUUUGUAUUGGUGUAUCAUAUUAAAACAUCAAGAUACAACAGUUACUGUAAGUUACAAUCGAUAUAAAGGAUCAAGUACAAAAAACAUAUUCUUAUUGUUUCAAUGUUGCCUACCUUACAUGUUGAACCAUAUGAUUCAUUAACCUAUCUGAUUUAUUAAUCUAUUUGAUUGCAUUUGUAUGUCUGAUAUUUGUAUCAUAUAAACACAUCAAGAUACAACUGUAAGUUAAAACUUAAAAUUGAUAUAAAGGAUCACAUAGAGGAGUGAUUGCGGUUUCAUUAUAGGCCAAUGAAGUACACAUACUGCCAUGCAUCACUAAGGCCUGUAUUGCCGAUGGUUGUAUUAAUGCAUUGAUUAAUACAAUUUUGUUCACUGAUUAUUUUUACAACAUGCUGCAUGGAAAUACAGGAAUCAAAAUUGUAUUUAUUUUGAAUAAUUUUGGUUGACAAUUUAUUUCUAUAUCAGAAUUUAAAGAUUAACUAAGGUAUGUGAAAAGAUCUAUAAUUAAUAUUUUUAGAUUAUUAUUAUAUAAAUGUUGUUUAAUGUUUCUAAAAACAUUACCUUGACCUAGUAAGGUUUAAUAUUUAUUAUGCCCCCCUUCGAAGAAAAGGGGGUAUAUUGCUUUGCACAUGUCGGUCGGUCUGUCGGUCGGUCGGUCCGUCCACCAGGUGGUUUCCGGAUGAUAACUCAAGAACGCUUGGGGCUAGGAUCAUGAAACUUCAUAGGUACAUUGAUCAUGACUCGCAGAUGACCCCUAUAGAUUUUGAGGUCAGUAGGUAAAAGGUCAAGGUCACGGUGACCCGAAAUAGUAAAAUGGUUUCCGGAUGAUAACUCAAGAACCCAUACGCCUAGGAUCAUGAAACUUCAUGGGUAGAUUGAUAAUGACUCGCAGAUGACCCCUAUUGAUUUUGAGGUCACUAGGUCAAAGGUCAAGGUCACGGUGACCCGAAAUAGUAAAAUGGCUUUUGGAUGAUAAUUCAAGAAUGCAUAUGCCUAGGAUCAUGAAAUUUCAUAGGUAGAUUGAUCAUGACUCGCAGAUGACCCCUAUUGAUUUUGAGGUCACAAGGUCAAAGGUCAAGGUCACGGUGACCCGAAAUAGUAAAAUGAUUUUUGGAUGAUAACUCAAGAAAGCUUUUGCCUAGGAUCAUGACACUUCAUAGGUACAUUGAUCGUGACUCGCAGAUGACCCCUAUUGAUUUUCAGGUCACUAGGUUAAAGGUCAAGGUCACAAUGACAAAAAUAGUAUUCACACAAUGGCUGCCACUACAACGGACAGCCCAUAUGGGGGGCAUGCAUGUUUUACAAACAGCCCUUGUUUCAAUUGUAUGUAUAUUAUUGUGAACACAACAAUAGAAACAACUCUUUGAUAAUUGUUUUAUUGUUAAUGGUCUUGAUGCCAGUUGUUUGUCAUAGCAUUCCAAUUUAACAGUUUACUACACAUCAUUCCAUGUUUACCGGUAAUUUCAUUUGGAUAGUUUUCCUUUUUUACAUCCUUAGCAUUCCAGUGUUAAGUAUCAAUAAUAUGUUAUUGUCCCCUACCGGUUUCACAGGAGGGGACUUAUGGUUUGCCCUCUGUAUGUCCGUCAGUCUGUAUGUCUGUCAGUCCGUACGUGAGUAUGUCACACUUUUCUUGAUCCUGCGACAACUUUUAAAGUUCUAAAUAUUUUUUCAUGAAACUUGAAACUUGGAUAGAUGGCAAUAUGAACACUAUGCACGUCAUUUCAAUUGUUCCUACGUCAAAAAUUCUGGUUGCUAUGGCAACAAAUAAAAAAAAUUAAAAAAAAAUUCUGACAAUUGUGGAGCCGGCAGGGGACAUAUAUUGCUUGGCAAAAGUCUUGAUGUGUAUUGUUUUCCAUGAGUAGAAAUUGUUGAUACAGGACCUUUUUCCAUUCCAUGAUGUAUUUUAAAUUUAAUUAAAUUCAACCACACUCUACAAAAGACCGGCUUAAUGCACAUGUGUAAAGUGUCGUCCCAGAUUAGCCAGAGCAAUCUUCACAGGCUAUUCAAGGACUACAAUUAUUUAUUUUAUUUUUUUACUAAAAUUGAGUCUAGGCAAAAAGAGAAAAUUAUGGUUAGCCUGUGCAGAAUGCACAGGCUGAUCUUGGACGACGCUUCACGCACAUAUUGAGUCAGCUUUUUCCAUAGAGUAGCUGAAGUUUGUUUAUUUUUAAUAACACAACAACAUUGUUUAACGCGGUCAUAUUCACGAAGAUUUUAGUUGAAACAUCAAGUUGUAAGUACUAAUGUUUACUUUUCGCACCACAAAACGACUGACUUGUGACCGCUAUUCCCAGUUUAAAGAUGGCUUUGGGAGGGAAAUAUAGUAGACGAUGGCCGUUGUAGACAGGUGGUCGUUGUUCUCAGGAGUCAAAUAGAAGGUUUUUUGUGCUCAAGACUGAUCGUUCCUGACAAGUGACAGUUGAUCUCAGGUGACCGUUAAGUCAAGUUGAACUGUAUUUUUUUAAGUAAACCUUAUUUAUAAAUAUGCAUUGUUCCAUUGGUCAUCUACAAGACUUUUUUAAAGUCAAUCAUUAAACAAGCUUUUCGUAUUUAAGUGAUUUCAAAUCCAUUUUGGAUUAUUUUGCCUUUGUUUCAAUUUCUGUUUCUUUCAUUAAAAUUACGAAAUUCUAAUACACUUUUGUGAGUAUGACCCCAAAAUUGUAUAUUAUGUGCAUGUUAUUAUUAUAUUAAUAUUGUUGCUAUUUACUGAUUUGACAACCGGUUUACCUUUGCCAUUCCAUAGAUGUUAUCCAAAUCCCACAUUCCAGUUGCAGUGUGUAGUAAAUCGAUGUUGAAUAUUUGCUAAUGUAUAAAUUGAGCCUCGCUCUGGGAAAACGGGGCUUAAUGCGCGCGCUUAACGUGUAGGACCAGACAAGUCUGUGCUCACUGCACGUUCCGUCUUAACUGGAUCUUCGCUAAGAAAAGACAUCCUUUAAACGAAAAAUAUCAUUAAAGCCGAAAGUGUUGUCCCACAUUAGCCUUUGUAGACUGCACAGGCUAAUCUGGAACGACACUGUUCACACAUUCAUUAAGACCAGUUUUUUUUUCAGAACGAAGCUCAAUGCGAUAAAAUGUUUAAAUACGUGCUCUCAUCAAAUUGAUUUACUAAAUCUAGAGAAUGAAAUAAACAAAGAAAAAGGA